Messenger RNA from Gracilinanus agilis (Agile Gracile Mouse Opossum), 2212 nucleotides. RefSeq names its product phosphoprotein membrane anchor with glycosphingolipid microdomains 1 (gene PAG1). The coding region runs from base 34 to 1326 and encodes 430 amino acids. The transcript has 6 exons. The record is from RefSeq and is a predicted model, not a curated record. Gene Ontology annotation, biological process: negative regulation of T cell activation; intracellular signal transduction. Gene Ontology annotation, cellular component: plasma membrane; membrane raft. Lineage: Eukaryota; Metazoa; Chordata; Mammalia; Didelphimorphia; Didelphidae.
UCAGCCCUGCUGGUACCAGUUCCUGAGACCAUCAUGGGACCGGAAGGUAGCCUUCUGCAUAGUGGACAGGUGCACAUCAUCAUCUGGGGGAGUUUGGCAGCUGUUGCAACUUUCCUGCUCAUUACCUUCCUCAUCUUUCUGUGUUCCAGUUGUGAAAGAGAAAAGAAACCAAAACAACAAAAUGGUGACCAUGAGAACUUGAUGAAUGUGCCUUCAGAUAAGGAGAUGUUCAGCCAUUCGGUCACCAGUCUGGGUACUGAACUCCCUGCUAGCAGUGAACAAAACGGGGGCCUUACCAAUGGAGACAUUCUUUCAGAAGACAGUACCGUGACAUGCAUGCAACAUUAUGAAGAAGUACAGACUUCUGUUUCUGACCUGUUGGAUUCCCAGGACAGUUCAGGAAAGUCAUCAAAAUGUCAUCAGAGCCGGGAAUUACCCAGAAUUCCUCCCAACGACACCUUGGAUACCAUUCUUACCACAAGAAAUGUGGACAACGACCAGGGUCUUGGGAUGGAGGGACCAUAUGAAGUUCUCAAAGAUAGUUCCUCACAAGAAAACAUGGUAGAAGAUUGUCUGUAUGAAACCGUGAAGGAAAUAAAGGAAGUGGGAACAGCGGCCAACCUAGAAAAAAGCCAAAAUGGAAGACCAAAUUCUGUAACUGCCUUUAAAGAGAUUCAGGACUCUAAACCCAUGAACAAAGUUGAGUCUGCAGAAUAUGCCUCUGUGGACCGAAAUAAAAAAAGUCGACAGAGUGUCAAUGCAGAGAGUAUCCUUGGAAAUUCUUUAGAUGUGGAGGAAGAAGCACCGCCACCUGUCCCUGUAAAACUCCUUGAUGAGAAUGAAAAUGUACAGGAUAAAGUAGAAGGGGAGGCAGCAAAUACAGGGGCCACGGAGAGCACAGAGAGUCAGAUCAACAAGAGACUUAGUUCGCUGUCUUACAAGUCUCGAGAGGAAGACCCAACUCUAACAGAAGAGGAGAUUUCUGCCAUGUACUCCUCUGUGAGUAAGCCAGGACAGACUCUGAAAGUGCCAGAUUCCACGUACUCCUGCAUCCAAGACGUGGCCCCAAAGAGAUCCCCAUCUUCCGGCAAUGAUCUCUAUGCCACUGUGCGGGACUUUGAGAAAAAUCCAAACAUGAGCAUGGCUCCCCCGACAGCCCAUUCCAACGGGGAACCAGAACCCGACUACGAAGCAAUCCAGUCCUUAAACAGAGAUGAAGAAAAGCCCGUGUCCAUGACUAACGGUAACCACAUCACUUUCCCAAAAGAAAAUGACUAUGAGAGUAUCGGGGACUUACAUCAGAGCAAAGAUAUCACCAGACUUUAAUGCCCAGAUGGAAUUUUUUUUCACAUGAUUCUAUCAGCCGUUUGGGAAUGUUUCUCUAUUUGAAGAAAAACAAAAGGUCAUCCUAAAUGACAAAUUGUGCAUUGCUUUAGAGACCUGGACCGAUGGGGAGAGGCAAUAACCAUUUUCCAACUUUUCCGAGCAAUAAGGUACACACAGAUACACACAUAGGUUAAAAAAAAAAAAAAAAAAAAAAGCCGAUGUUUCAUCCCUCUCUCCAAAGUGGUUCGUUUGCUCUUGAAGAUCAAAAAGUGAGGAGAGAUCCAGUAUUUUCAAAUGAACCCUAUUCACCCUAAUAUCCAUCACUUGCCUAAAAUACUGCCUUUCAGAAGAGCCAGCUGUUCAUUGUUUUUGCUCCUCACUGAAAAAAUUUACAUGUGUGGCUGUUGUUCUUCUCAUCUCCAAACAGAACGACUCAUCCCAAGGAUUUUCUCCCCCAGGGUUUGGGAUUUUCCCUCCAGCAUAGACCCAGUUGGAUGAUGAGGAAGUAACUGUGGCUAGCUUGUUCACCAUUCCAAUCUUCAGGGCUCCUUAGGGAGCUGCUUCUUCAGAAACUGGAGAGUCAAACUCCAGCACAUGGAUAGGAUUGGAGACUUUCUGUGAGUCUCUUCAGAGUUUGAUCCCUUCUUAUGUUGGCACUCCACUCGUGGCCUAUAUACCAAAAGUACUUGAAUUCAGUUUUAGAUGCUUUAUUUUAUUUUUCUAGUCAAAAACUUUUUUCGGUAUUUUAAGAAGAAUCAGAAUUUUUUCAGUAUUUUAAGAAUGUUAUGGUACUUACAGAAUUCUUUUUAAUUAGCCGGGAACUCAUUAUUUCAAACAGAGAGCCUUAAUCUUUAUGUUUGGACACAGACCACCUAUUUGGACAGUG